Molecule: messenger RNA, 971 nt
Organism: Dothidotthia symphoricarpi CBS 119687
Lineage: Eukaryota; Fungi; Ascomycota; Dothideomycetes; Pleosporales; Dothidotthiaceae
Exons: 2
Coding region: 104-721 (205 amino acids)
Source: RefSeq, a predicted model, not a curated record
AACAUGAUGCGAUGACGAUGACGAUGAUGAUGAUGACAAAGAUAAUCUUCCACAAGCAACUUGACCACACUUCAGCAGUACGAAACACAUCCUCAUCAACAUAAUGGGUUCCUCUGCUUCAAAAGGUGCCAGCGCCGCUGGUGCAAGUGUACGCAAAUACCCUACUCGAUCUCCUCCAAACACAACGUCGCGUCCGCCUGUUUCCUCUGCGCCUCGAGCAUCGCCAGCCGCUCCUGGACCUACUGUACACCCGCCACCGCAGGCUACAGAGACAAAAACUCAAGCCAUAGAGCUCGAUGCUCGCGACCCCGCCUUCGCGUCUCGACUUAGCAGUCUCGGCGCCGUGCAGCCAAAUCCUCAUUACUCGAAUACCUCGACCUCAGAAUUCGAUCCUCGUCGCAACCUGUCGUCUGUCCUGCCGUCCGACAUGAUGCAAGCCCCGCCACCGUCUGCAUUCCCCGGGCUCAAGAACAACCCUGUGCUCAGAGCACUAGAAGCGAGACAGAGGAUAGCAGAUGAAGCCGAGGACGAGCUCAGGGAUGUAGGCAGGCGAGGUUUCAAGGGACGGAAGUAUAUCGAUGCCGGCACAAUACAGCUAGCCUUGAUGCGGCAGGUGCGCGGCGAACCGGAUAAUAGGAUCGAAGAUGCGCUUGGGAUAAAGAAGGGCAGGCUAGCUGUGCUGGGGAAGAGGGUUGUGGAGCCCGUGGCAUUGGAGGGUUGAAACAGGAGACUUGGGGUUUUGACAUGACAGAGGCACACGAUCAAACGGGACGACCGGAACCGGAUUCGCACGAACGAAACAUGUAUUUCAAAGGAAUAUCAUAUCAGGUUUCGAAUUCCAACCGUCCUAUCCGAUGCAGCACGAACCGACCCUUCAUUUUGGCUGUUACCAGAACGCCGAACCAACGCCGAAAAUGCAAGAUAUCAUACACAUCAUCAAUCAUCAUAAUCGCCUUGCUCGUAGAUAAAGU